AUCAAUUUCAAUAUUUGUUAGUGACGUUACGAGUUAUUUUAAGGCCCCUAAAUCACGUGUUUGAUGCUAGUGGUUGUAUGGAUAACAUAAUAUUAUUUACUGUAGGUUCAACAAUAGGUUUAAAAUGUUCUGUCUAGAAGUCUCAAUAUCGACCGUGUUAUUGACCGAACUCGAGGUCAAUAUCACUAGAUAGUCGCCAAGUAUUUCAAGAUAAUGAAAUGAUAUUCCCAGAACAAUACGAGACAAGCUUUUGGAAAAAUGUCGAAUGAAAAAAAAUUUUGCGCAUGAGCUAGUUAAGAGAUUGUGAAAUUGGCGCACGAGAAAUUCAAUUUGAUUAUCAAUCAACCAAUCCGAAAUGCCUAAAAAAGUCGGCAAAAUAUUCAAUUAGCUGAGGCGAGGCGCCGUACAGACUUCGGACCUGACGGCAAUUAAGGGCGAUCCACCCUCGAUGUACGGAUUAUAUGCAGGGUAAUGUUCUAGUCCGAAGGCUUUUGGAAUCUCGCGGGUAACCCCGAUGGAUGUUAUUGCGUAAGACUUCACUAACCGUUGACCUCAAACCCUUGAUCCCUCAUUUGAUCAAGUCCAAUACUCGCCAUUCAAUAUUAAAUUGUUUGGUCGAGGUGAAGAGUUUUACUUCCGCUUGCUUGCACAAGCGUCGACGCGUACCUCGCUUGGCGGGAAAACCAACAAGCAAGAAUAAGGAUGUGACGUAACAAAUCAACCUGUUUUAAGUACACGACGAACGGGUUCCUUCUCCUGGUAGUGUGAAGAAAACACAAUAACUUAUUCAUAGAGAGAAAGAGAAAAUCUUCACGACGAAAAAAUGAUUGAUUCUUGAUUCAAUUUAUGGUACAGAAGAAUGCAAACAUGAGUAUUAAUUUGCCAGUUAGUUCAACAAAAUGAAGCUCUUGUCCAAAGCUUUUCUUGUAGUAUUAGUGGAGCUGACACUGUUUGUUGUCGACCACCAAGCUCCAGUUCUAUAUGUCUGGCACAUGCCUAACCCAGACGUUCGCGAGGUUGGUAAACUAGAAACUAAACGUUCUGAAGACAGCGAUGACAGUACCGUGUUUCCAUGGAAACGAAGCGCCUUUCGCAAACCAGACUUCAUUUUCCCCAGGCCUUCUCCGCCACAACAAGAGAAUAAAAGAGAUAUCAGUCUUGAGGAUAUCUUGAUAGAAGAGGACAAGAAACAAAGAUCUGGUGGGAGUGAUAGAGCAAGGAAUAUUGUACACUUAAAGAAGGGAGAACACAAGGUUAAGAAAGCUGAAAAACCUAGCUGGCCCGCGGGUACAUACGGGUUACCAAGACCUAUCACGGGAUGUCCCUCGAGUUCGGGAUUUAAAUGGGAAACAGGUUUUCGUUUCCAUGACACUGAAGACGAUUUAACAGAAAACCAACGCUCUGAUAGCUAUCAUUUGGCGGGGAAAGUCAGUGACGAUGGAAUCAGACAAGAGUUUUGCAUGAAGACAAACCCACAUGGCCAUGGAAAAUGGCCUGAUGGAAAAUACUGUAUAUACAAAAAGGGCCCGCGAUGUCCUGAUGGCAUGGAAAGCGGUUUCGUCAUCUGGGAUGACGAGAACAAGGAUAAUCAAAACUCUGCCGGUGGUUCCCUCCCUGAGGGUCGAUAUGGCGAAGACACUAAGAUCGAGUACUGUUGCAGUACAUCUGGGGACUGGGACCAACAGAUCGUUUUGCCUACGGAUCGGCCAUUUUACUUGUUCUCGUAUAUAUCGAAUAAAUGUCAAAAGGUGAUUGGUAUGAAAGGGGUAUCAGAAUUUAUCAAGUAUGAUGAUGAAGAUCGUGGUAACAUUGACUACGAGGGUGGUGAAUACCCGUAUGGAAUACACAAAGGAGAAAAAGAUCACAUGAUCUUUCUGUGUUACUACACGCCAAUCGGCAAAACCUUUGAUGACACCGUUAAAGCCGAGGCAAUUUCAACAAUAAAGAAAACAAAACACAACAAAAAGCAAGAUGCAGAAAAUAAACAAAAGAAAAUUGAUAAACUUGAAGAGAUGGAGAAAUUAAGAAGUUCAGAGAAAAUGAUGGACGCUUUUCUAGCAGUGACGGCUCCACACAGAGAAGAAACAGAUAAAAGUGAAAGAACAAAGACUAUUAUAAAGACUAUUAGGGUUCCUGAGCGUGUUAAGGACCGCACGAUGUCAAUCAUAGCUACGUCAAUGGGAAUCAUCCUAGGUGCAAUAUUACUAGGUUCAGUCGUCCUUGUCAUGAUUCUACGUCAUGCGAAGCGAAGGCAAGAAGAAUCCAACAUGGCGGACACCCUUGACGAACAGGCUCUUACCUUCACGAAUUCUUCACGAAGAUCAAGCUUUGCAACUUCGGAUGAUGAACUCGAUAUUAUUACGGAAGGAGACUAUGAAGACGAACUCGUUGAAGAUCAGUACUUGCCAUCUGACUCUGAGCUUAAGUCUGGGUUGGAACUCAUGUUCCUAAAACAGCAAAGACACUAUUGGACCAAAAAUAGGAGACCCUCAUCGUAAAAGAAUUUUUCUACCACAGAGAUUCAUUUGCCUUGUUCUCUCUAAAAUGUACUCAAUGCGCAUGCGCACAAAUUAUUUUUACUGCGCAUGCUCACAAAAAAAUCGAGCCCACACUGUUUUUGGUCAGCAGAUGGGAAAUUUCUAGUAAGUUCACAACUAGAACAAAUUGUAAAUGUAUUAUAAAUAGCAUGCGAUUAAUAAUAGAUAGAAUAGAAUAGAAUUCUCUUUGGUCGACAUUUGGAACAGAUAAUGAGAUUCAAAGGCAUUUAUCAGCUGAUUAAAACCCGUCAAAAGAAAGAUACUUAUUUUUAGUGACUGAUACAAAGUAUCGAGUGCAACUAUCUCUCUUACGUUAUAGAAAUAUACAUUCUAUAUUUAUAUAAAUUUUGUAAUAAACAGUGUAAAAAA
This is a messenger RNA of Actinia tenebrosa (Australian red waratah sea anemone), 2906 nucleotides long. RefSeq lists its product as uncharacterized. The record is from RefSeq and is a predicted model, not a curated record. NCBI's taxonomy places the organism in Eukaryota, Metazoa, Cnidaria, Anthozoa, Actiniaria, Actiniidae.